This is a messenger RNA of Oncorhynchus mykiss (rainbow trout), 438 nucleotides long. RefSeq names its product oligosaccharyltransferase complex subunit 4 (non-catalytic) (gene ost4). Lineage: Eukaryota; Metazoa; Chordata; Actinopteri; Salmoniformes; Salmonidae. The record is from RefSeq and is a predicted model, not a curated record. Gene Ontology annotation, cellular component: oligosaccharyltransferase complex.
CACAUCAGCGAGAAAUAACGAUGGUGACUGACGUGCAGCUGGCCAUCUUUGCCAACAUGUUGGGUGUGUCUCUGUUCCUGCUGGUGGUUCUAUAUCACUAUGUAGCCGUCAACAACCCCAAGAAACUGGAGUAGAACUGCCCUGGAGAGGAGCUGGCGGCUGAGGGGGACCAGAGAGAGCAGCAGUAAGACGCCUCUCCUCACAGGUGGUGGCUGAGGGGAACCAGAGAGAGACGCAGUGAGACGCCUCUCCUCACAGCUGGCGGCUGAGGGGGUCCAGAGAGAGCAGCAGUGAGACGCCUCUCCUCACAGGUGGCGGCUGAGGGGGUCCAGAGAGAGCAGCAGCCUCUUCUUCAUCGUUCAUCUGUUCUCCUUCCCUGUCUGUCUCUCCCAGCCUGUACAGGAGUGUUUUCUAAUAAAAUGCCUGUCAACAAAUGCC